GAGAGCUGCGCGCCAUUUUCCUCUUAGUCGGUUUUCUCAGGAAUAAAAAGGGAUUUAGGAUUAGCGUUCCCAAUUUGUUCAGUUCUGCGGCUGCGAAUUGCCUCCCAUCUUCCUUCGUUUCAGGGAUGGGAUCGGCGGCAAUUAGCGAUCUUGUUGUGGGCAGUUCAGAAGUGAAAUAUCCAGAAUCAAUCCUCAAAUGGAAAAAGAUCUCCUUCGUAUGCCGUAAGAAAGAAGAUGUUGGAGGAGAAGAGUCAGGAGCGUCCUGGAUGACUCCGUCGACUCAACCCGGAUUCACGAGUCAGCGUGAUAUCCUUCGAGAGACUGCGAAACAAGAAGCAACCCAGGUGAAGAACAAGAGACGAGGUUUUUCGUUUGCGCUUCGGAAAGAAGAAAUUAAAGAGGAUGUUUUCGCUGUCACCGGUUUGAAGCAGGUGAGGAUGCCGAAGAAGAGAGCCGAGAAGGUACAAAAAUAAAUUCACUUCUUAUUUCCUGGCUCGGGGCUCGAAUUCAAAGCUCGUCUUACUCAUUGAACGGGAUAAUCUACCUGGAUAUUUUGAUAUUCACUCAUAAUCGGUUGUUUUUGUAGUUUUUUGUAGGUAGAACAAAAUCUGUUAUCAAUAAACAAUAAAGGGUAGAGAGUUAUUUGUAGUUUUCUUUUCUUGUUGUAUGUAAUCAAUGAUUCUAGGGUUUCACCGUAUUGUAAAACACAAAUCAUUAGAUUAAAGGCAUCUUCCUUAU
This is a messenger RNA of Rubroshorea leprosula, 738 nucleotides long. The record is from the annotation of a GenBank genome assembly. Lineage: Eukaryota; Viridiplantae; Streptophyta; Magnoliopsida; Malvales; Dipterocarpaceae.